This is a messenger RNA of Centruroides sculpturatus (bark scorpion), 431 nucleotides long. RefSeq lists its product as uncharacterized. NCBI's taxonomy places the organism in Eukaryota, Metazoa, Arthropoda, Arachnida, Scorpiones, Buthidae. The coding region runs from base 18 to 431 and encodes 137 amino acids. The record is from RefSeq and is a predicted model, not a curated record. The transcript has 5 exons.
UUUUUAAUGUUCACAUCAUGUGUACUGUCAAUUCGUCUACCUGGAAUUCGGCAGUUUUAUCCCACCUCGUUAAAGCUCAGAAUGGUUGGACAACCGAAGUUUAUGCUGAUUUUGCAUUUCUUACAUCCAACAUAAGUUCCAUAGAAAGCGCAUCUGUUCCUGCAGCAAUGGAUGAAUUGGCAUUACUUAUAUCACAACAUAUAGGAACAAAGGAAUUUCGAGAAAUGGAAAUAAAUAAAGUUACUUCCUGGUUAAACGAUAAUUCCGAAGUGAGAAAGAAACUUCAAGAAUUUAUACAAAAGCACGGUCAUAGAUGUAUUAAAGAGGUUUUUAAUGUUCACAUCAUGUGUACUGUCAAUUCGUCUACCUGGAAUUCGGCAGUUUUAUCCCACCUCGUUAAAGCUCAGAAUGGUAAUAAUAUUUCUGUAUAA